Herpailurus yagouaroundi (jaguarundi) is the source of this 4533-nucleotide messenger RNA. RefSeq names its product opioid receptor kappa 1 (gene OPRK1). The record is from RefSeq and is a predicted model, not a curated record. Lineage: Eukaryota; Metazoa; Chordata; Mammalia; Carnivora; Felidae. Gene Ontology annotation, molecular function: neuropeptide binding; dynorphin receptor activity. Gene Ontology annotation, biological process: sensory perception of pain; G protein-coupled opioid receptor signaling pathway; neuropeptide signaling pathway. The transcript is spliced from 3 exons. The coding region runs from base 1421 to 2296 and encodes 291 amino acids. Gene Ontology annotation, cellular component: plasma membrane; neuron projection.
UGGAAAACGAAUAAGUCAUGCUCGUUGGCCACAUAGAGAAGAGAGUGUCAAAACACGUCUCUCAUUGUGCUAGUCUUCCGCUGUUGGUUUCACAGGACUGUCCAGAGAAAUGUCCUUCUCCUGAGCCUGGUGUGUUGGGGGUCUUGAGACCCUAGUGCCUACAGCCCCAGGGUUGUAAUAUGGCGGCCAGCUUCCUGUGGGUCAGGAGCCAUUGGUUCACCAGACCAAACAGCCAUUCUUCAGGUGCAUUCUGUUGGACCUUAGGGGUCUGCCGUAGUAAAGGGGUCUAUUCAGAAAAAUGACCACUCGGGUGUUUGUUUCAUAAUGUUGGCGCUGUGGUUUCAUGGCUACUCAGAAGGCUCAGCUCUUACUUCCCACUGUCUCACUCGUUUGUGGUCUGAGGCAAGCCAUUUACAUCCUCCCUACUGUUUCCUCACCCAAACAAUGGGUAUUGCUUGUGGAAAAACUCCAACACGAUAAAGUACCCGACAACCUUUGUCCAGAGGGGGGCAUGCUAAUGUUCUAUAUCCAUGUCGCCUGAAUCAUGCCCCAUUUGCUCAUCUCAAAGGUUUUUAUUAUUAUUAUUAUUAUUAUUAUUAUUAUUAUUAUUUUUACCCUCAUGAUGCUUACUUAACCACACUUACCAGAAUGUUUUUCAAUCUUGAGCUGCUGGAAGAAGCAGAAUUCACAGAACCACAUGAUUUCUCUGAUAAAAUCUCUGCCUCCUGGAGAAAUUUUGGAAUGACAGCUCCGCCUUCCUUUACUCAUGAGGUGUGCACUCCACGAACCCCUGAGAAACAGCGAAGCGCAAGAUCCUGUCCAGGUCUUCUCUUCUUUAAAAUGUGCCCCGAUCUCUUCCCCACACACCGAUCCUUCCCUUCCGUCUGUCCCUCUAGUGCCUGUGGUAAUUUUUGACUCCACUGGUUGAAAAGCUCCCCGGGGGCGCGGUCUGUAUAUUGAGUCUUUCAGUCACGCUCAGUGGCCAGUAUGUUGCUGGGUAUGGAGCACUUAAAAAUGUGUUGAAAUAAUGAAACGAUAAAGACAGGGGAGGAAGCUUGACUCUAACAAGAGAGAAGAGAGGGUGUGUGUAUUGUCAGCGUGGGGGGCAAUUGUAGGUAAGAGCUAAAAAUGCCUAGAAUCCACAAAAUGGAAAACCUGUGUGUGUAUUUAAAGACGGGUGAUGAUUGCCCAUCAGGAUCCUGGAUGUAUUAUGCUGUCGCAAAGCUAAAAAAAGAGCUCCUGAUUGAAGAAGCAUCAUUUAAAUUUCAAUUCAGACAGCACUUGGGCAGUGUACCUCAACAGGAAGGGAUGCUGCUAACCCAAAUAUGGGCUCUUCUACCCGUAUAUUGUCAGAGCACAGGAGGCGCAUGGGAAGGACGAGGAACCGUCUUACGACUGCUGUGUUGCAAGAUACACAAAGAUGAAGACAGCAACCAACAUUUAUAUAUUUAACCUGGCGUUGGCGGAUGCUUUAGUUACUACGACCAUGCCCUUCCAGAGCACCGUCUAUCUGAUGAAUUCCUGGCCAUUUGGGGACGUGCUGUGCAAGAUUGUCAUUUCCAUUGACUACUAUAACAUGUUUACCAGCAUAUUCACCUUGACCAUGAUGAGUGUGGACCGAUACAUUGCUGUGUGCCACCCCGUCAAGGCUUUAGACUUUCGCACACCCAUGAAAGCAAAGAUCAUCAACAUCUGUAUUUGGCUCUUAUCAUCAACUGUCGGCAUAUCCGCGAUAGUCCUCGGAGGGACCAAAGUCAGGGAAGACAUGGAUGUCAUCGAGUGCUCCUUGCAGUUCCCGGAUGACGAGUACUCCUGGUGGGACCUCUUCAUGAAGAUCUGUGUCUUCGUCUUCGCCUUCGUGAUCCCUGUCCUCAUUAUCAUCAUCUGCUACACCCUGAUGAUCCUGCGCUUGAAGAGCGUCCGUCUCCUCUCUGGCUCCAGAGAGAAAGACCGUAACCUCCGUCGGAUCACCAGGCUGGUCCUGGUGGUGGUGGCGGUCUUUGUCAUCUGUUGGACCCCCAUUCACAUCUUCAUCCUUGUGGAGGCCCUGGGGAAUGCCUCUCACAGCACCGCUGCCCUCUCUAGCUAUUACUUCUGCAUCGCCUUGGGUUAUACCAACAGCAGCCUGAACCCCAUUCUCUAUGCGUUUCUGGAUGAAAACUUCAAGCGGUGUUUUAGGGACUUCUGCUUUCCAGUUAACAUGAGGACGGAGCGACAGAGCACCAGUAGAGUCCGCAACGCCGUUCAGGAUCCUGCUUACAUGAGGGAUGUUGAUGGGACAAAUAAACCAGUAUGACUAGUCGUGGAGAUGUCUUCCUACAGUUCUUCGGGAAGAGAAGAGUUUAAUGAUCUAGGGUUAACUCAGAUCAGCACCGAAGUCUGAGAUGGAAAGGUAGAAUCUUUAACAAACUUUUAGAAGUCUUGUGGUCUGAAGUCCUACGACGCUGGCUGGGUUAGCGACCCAGGUCAGCGGAAGCAUCGAGGCUGUCGGGAUGGAGUGGAGAAGACUUGAGUAAGCAAAUCCAGCCCCUUUCUAGGGCAGGGAAGCACGGCUGAUUCUGAGUUCCUUUGAUGGACAAAGAAAUAAGCCUUUUCUCUUCUGGUUACCUAAAUUUAGUCCGGGCCCCACCUGCUGCGGCCUUCCCAUGCAACGCGGUUCCAAAAGCUCUGUUGAAAAAAGACAGGACAAGUCAACACCUUGGUUUCAGAGCUCAGUGGGCCUCCAAUCCAGAUGCUUGACGUUGACGACGACCACCUGAAUACAAACAAGGACCGUUCCUAGGGCACGUGCCCCGCUCCCUUGAUGCUUUGUGGACGCACUUCACAGUGGCUGUGCGGUGAGGAUUCCGGCGGAGGCAGGGCUCAGACCCACACCUGAGGUGUCUGCUUACGUAUAACAGGAAGUUACCUUGAUAGGUAUGAAGUUACUUUCAACAGACCAAAGGUGGUUUCCAACCGAGUUUAGUUUCUUAGAAGCCACAGUCGGUUUUUCAGCAUGCCAUUCAGCUAAAUAAUUUCAUGACAAUGCGUGUCUUCAAAUACCACCGAGAGUGUAUAUAGCUACACCUGUAAAUAAUAGUAGAUACAUGCGAGUACGAAAUGGGCUUGCCUUCCAGCCAGCCACUCUCCCAAGGGCAUACUAACACGAAUCCCCUGAGUUAGUGAGAGCUGAUGCUGAGACAUUUGGGGACAACAAAAGCUUCUUUCUGGGAGUUGGUCAGGUGCCGUCUUUUUCAGACCCGUGAGUGCCAUUUAGUCCUUCAACGGUACUCACAACGCACGUAUUAAUCAAUUAUGAAAUAGGGUACUCAUUCCCCGGUUGUUGACUUGGCAGAAUCUAAUCUACAUGCAGCGUCUCUUCGUGAAUAUAUAGCUGCUACCAAAUUCUCUCUCUCCGGGGAGGGAGGGGGUUUUGCCCGUGUUAAUCUUGGGCUAGGAGCGUGUGGCCUUCAGCAGGAAGUAGAAACGUUCCGAAGCGUGGGCUGAACGAGGACGUGAUGUCCCCUGUGGUGCUUGGACACAGCCUUGCACUGUGUUCUGUGAAGAGUGUACCAGCUGAGGAUAAUGCCGUGGGCAGCACAUUUAGGAUAAUUUGGCCAAAACUUCCAGAUGACACAGUCUCCUUUCUUUCCCCCUGAAACUUAGGAUUUCAGAGGUAAUGGCUUUUUCUGUAAUUUGCCUGGGCAGAAGAAAUGGGUACGUUAGAAAUAACACCCAAUCUCUUCUAUGUUCCUAGGGCAGCAUCCCCUGGAAUUUAGCGGGAAGUCAAAUGUAUAGGCCUACGUGCUCAUAGGCACCAUCACAGCUGUCAUUUCCAUUCAUGGUGUACUUUCUGUCUUGUGUAUAUACUCUCUCCUUUCGGAAACAAAUCUUGCCCUGAGGGUUUUAUAUUAUGGCUUCAGAAUUUUACCACAAUGAUAUUUGUGUAUAUUCCAGAUUUCCAUGGCAUCUAAUAGGUGACGUAAGGCAGAAAGGCAAGGUUCCUAAUGAACACGAAGUACUCCUUUGAGCGUUUCUUAAAUUUCAUUGAUUUUCUCGGGUGGCUUUGUAUUCCUGUAACAAAAUGUAGGUAGGAAGGGCCUAAAUAUUGAUUGGCAUUCGCCGCAUGGUUAAAAAUCGUGGCUAUCAUAUGGGAGGGGUAUUUAUACAGAGAGUAGUUCCAGAAACAAACCCUACUGGUGUGAGAAAUAUAAAAAUCUCUUUAUGGAACACUAAGACCCGGGAGGGUUUCUUGAAGGAUUCUUAAGUGGUACAAAAAUAUAAUGGAGACACAAUCAUGGAAUGAAAUUACAGUAAUGGGUUUUCUUUCAAUUAGCACCCCGUGUGCCCUUAUGGCAUCUAUGGCCAUUAUUGGAUUCUGAAUUUUAGCCAGAUUAUCCUGCUCGUUUUUAUAUCUAAGUUUGCAGCCCAAGAAGUAGCUCUAAGUGCCCAUGAGGGCUGUACAAAUUUCUCUAUUAUUGUGGGCACCAAUUUCCUCAAACUGGAAGAGGGGAGAGAGUGGCUUGUCAUUUUAGGGCACUACUUUAAAGGAUG